Chaetomium fimeti is the source of this 847-nucleotide messenger RNA. RefSeq lists its product as uncharacterized. Lineage: Eukaryota; Fungi; Ascomycota; Sordariomycetes; Sordariales; Chaetomiaceae. Gene Ontology annotation, biological process: negative regulation of protein kinase activity. The record is from RefSeq and is a predicted model, not a curated record. Gene Ontology annotation, cellular component: nucleolus. The coding region runs from base 143 to 847 and encodes 234 amino acids. Gene Ontology annotation, molecular function: protein kinase inhibitor activity; double-stranded RNA binding; protein kinase binding. The transcript has a single exon.
AACCUCGUCCUCGACGCAACCGCUCGACCGAGCAGAAACACCAAAGCACCCGCAUCACAGCCAACCCUCCCACUUCAAAAACACCAAGCCAACAGAACCCGACCAACCCCUCCAAAUCGAAAUAAGAAAACAAAAAACAAAAAUGGCCGACAUGCCCCCCCCCCCAGCAAAGCGCCGCCGCGCGCUAUCCCCCCACGCCUCGCAAGCAACCCAUCUCGCAGCCCUCUUCUCCAACCCCACCCAAGAAAUCCGCCUCCCACCACCCCCCACCUCCUCAUCAUCAUCUCCCAGCGGCUCCACCCGCAAACCCCUCCCCCCCCCACCUGAAAUCGUCACGAACGUCCAAGGCUCGUCCGCCGGCGCCGGAUCGGGCGAGUUCCACGUGUACAAGGCGGCGCGGCGGCGCGAGUACGAGCGGCUGCGGCAGAUGGACGAGGACCUGGCGCGGGAGCGGGAGGUGGGCGAGUUUGAGCGGCGCAGGGCGGAGCGGGAGCGGGAGGACGAGGAGCGGACGAGGCGGAAUCGGGAGAGGAGGGAGAGGAAGAAGAAGAAGGGGGGGAAUGGUGGUGGGAAUGGGGGUGGGGAUAAGAAUGGUGGUGGUAAGAAUGGUGGUGCUAAAGGGGUGGAUGGGAGCGGGAAUGGGAAGGGUGGUUCUAAGGGGGCGGAUGGGGGUGAUAGCAAUACUGCUGGGGCUGUUGGGGCAGGGACGGGUGAGGGAAAGAAGGAUGGGGUUGUGGAUGGGGGCAAGAAGAAUGGAAAUGGGAAGACGGACGCGGAUGCGGGAGAAAAACAGGUAGCCCCUGUUGCGGCGGACGGGCCGGGGCUGGUUAUUCACGACGAUGACUGA